Molecule: messenger RNA, 3087 nt
Organism: Planococcus citri (citrus mealybug)
Lineage: Eukaryota; Metazoa; Arthropoda; Insecta; Hemiptera; Pseudococcidae
Product: ATP-binding cassette sub-family A member 17-like
Exons: 15
Coding region: 204-2867 (887 amino acids)
Biological process (GO): transmembrane transport; lipid transport
Cellular component (GO): intracellular membrane-bounded organelle; membrane
Molecular function (GO): ATP binding; lipid carrier activity; ABC-type transporter activity
Source: RefSeq, a predicted model, not a curated record
UUUUGACCACACGAUCAUAAUAACUUCAAACUACGAAAAAGACGCAGAAAGGUUAGCCGAUCGUAUCACUGUUUUAGAAAAUGGCGAAGUCGUCGCUCACGGUACACCCAAGUCGUUGAGAAAAAACAUCGUGUACCGUAGGUAUACGUUAUGAAAUCGCAGUCGCUGGAAAAAAUACAGAUUUCGCAGCUGUUACCGAAACAAUGCGACGGAAUGUACAGGUCCCAGCCCAACAAGAAGCAACUGCUGAAAUCAUCUACGAAGUUCCCAUAAGCGAGGCGUCUAAAUUCGUUAAUUUAUUCAGAAAUCUUGAAAACGACGAUUUGAAAAUAUCCGAAAUAAACGUAACGUCGAAUUCGAUUGAGCAUGCUUUGAUGAAGUUGAGAAAUUCGUCGACGAAUCAUUCGUUUAAAUCACCGAAUACUUUGGAAAUUCUCGUAUCUGGGCACGAUUCAUCUCAUCAUGUUCCAGCGAAUGAUUUUUUGAUGAAAUUGCGACAAAUCAAGAUUUUGUUUCAGAAGAGGGUGCACUAUGUGAUGAGAGAUCGCAAGAAUAUACUCUGCAGAAUUAUUUUACCUACUUUCAUCGCUUUAUUAUUCUUAGUCAUAGUGGAACAUCUCAACGUUGAUCCCUUCGUUCCGAUGAAGAUGUCACCUAGCACCUAUAUUAAUCCUUCCAUCAUGCUCUCACCUAUCAGUUGGAGUCAUCAAAUGAAUGAAUUUGUCGCAAACUACAUGAAUUCUGAACACGUUUCUUUUCUCGUGUCUGCAGAAAAUUCUAAAAUGAUUGAAAAUUUGGUUGAUUUUGGAAGAAAAGACGUGAUGCGUUUUCGUAGAGAAUUGAUCGCAGCUUUUGAAUUCGGAGCGAAUAAAUCGCACCACAUUUGGUAUAACUUGUGGGUUCUGCAUUCUCUUCCAAUAGCUAUCACGACGUACUCCAAUAUCCUGCUCAGGCAUAUAACUAAGGACGAAUCUUUGGAAAUUAUCACAUUUAAUCAUCCGAUUGCGGUGGCCAAUAUUGAAUGCCGAACUAACGAGUUGUGGAGUCAUGUAUUUAUAGUGUUGAUGAUUUUAUUCAUAAUGUUCGGGUACUUCACGAUCGAGAUCGUCUUAUACUUGUUUGAAUUAUCCAGUAAGGAAAUAGCCAAUGGCUUGAUGCAUCUGCAAAUUAUGUCCGGUGUGCCUCCAUGGAUUUAUUGGUUUGCGACGAUCGUAUUCGAUUUAUUGUUUUUCAUCAUCGUUGUAGUCGUUAGAAUUGCGUUGUUCACGUUGCUCGACAAUUAUCACAAGUUUUUUACGUACGAUUUUAAUUUUGGCGUGUUUUCACUAUUGGUAUUUAUUUUUGGAACCACCGGAUUGAUGUACGCUUACAUAAUCAGUUUUUUGUAUAAACCAACGAAUAGAACAUACGCUCAUUUGUUCGAAUUCAAUUUCCUGUGUCACCUGAUUGUUGCCAUGUCGUACUUAUUAUUUCCUUCUCCCGGAGACAUAGAAGAAACCCAAAGAAGAUAUUCCCUACUGACGUACGUAUUCAUGUGGUUCCCUUUCUUGAACUUUCCCUGGGCUGUGGCCCGGUAUUUGAAGCAAUGGUUGAAGAACAACGAAUGUUCGCUGACUUGCUCAUCUCGAUUGAAAUCCUGGUGCGGAACAGUUCAUACAGCAUCCAAAUCAGCGUUAGAAUUUUCCACUUAUGAAAAUCCGAAUGGAAUAUUGCUCGAGUUGACGUUCCUCGCGAUCAGCUUGAUCAUUAGCGCUGUGAUAUUUAUUCUGAUGAAUUUCGGUUUCGUUGAUUUGGUUCAUAAUUAUUUCAAGAGUAAAGAACCUCCUUAUAGAAAUUACGACGAGGAUGUGAAACACGAACGUAUCGAGAUCCAUCACAUCAAAGAAGAGUCGAGACAUUUUCAAAUACCGUUGCUGGUAGAUGGAUUGAGCAAAAACUACAUCAAACGAUUGAAACCGAUCACUUGUGUCGAAGAUGUGAGUUUCAUGGCCAAUCAUGGAACGUGUUUUGGUAUUCUCAGAGGAUACGAAGCUGGUAAAACCACCGUAUUUGACAUGAUGACAGCGAAAACAAUCCCUACCAGAGGAAAUGUUUCAGUUGAAGGAGUUGAAAUGAGAACAAACAAACGAGAGUAUUUCUCGAAGAUCGGGUAUUGCCCACGAAUGUCUCCUGUAUUGGAUAAAUUCACUGGAAAAGAAAUGUUAUUAUUGAUUGCUUCGCUGAACGGAAGCAGAAGUGAUCCCGAAAAUUUAGUCAGCGAGUGGAUAUCUGCCUCCGGAUUGGACGAACUUCAACAUGUGAAAUGCGAAGAUUACACCGAUGGAAGCAAACGUUUAUUGAGUACGGUUCUCGCGUUGUUAGGGCAUCCCAAAGUAGUCUUUUUAGAUGAACCUACCAGUGAAAUCGAUUCCCAAACGAGACGUCAUUUGUACGAUAUUAUCGAACAAGUCAAAUAUUCACAUAGAACAGUGGUUUUUGGGUCGACGAGUGCGAUAGAAUGUUAUUUAUUAUGCGAUCGAUUGACGAUAUUGAAAAAUGGCGCCAUGCAUUGUCUCGGACAUCCUCACGAUUUGAGGAAACAUUACGAUCUGGGAUUUUUCAUCGUGAUCAAGGUUCAAUCUGAUAUCAUGUCUAUGAGAGAAGUUCGUUAUUUAGAAGAUCACAUGAUUCGAGUGUUCGGUUCAAAAGCUGCUCAUCUCAUAGAACAUUACAGAGGAUUAUUGCAUUAUCAAAUCGCCGAUACCAAGUUGAGGGUAUCUGUAAUAUUUAAAAGAAUGGAAGAAAUUAAGGAAAGUAAUUCGAUAAUUGAAGAAUAUUUUGUCAGAACUACAACUUUAGAAGAUAUCUUUGACUUUUUUUCGCAUUGAACAAGUUCUAUUGAUUUUCAAGAGCCUGAUUUUAAUACCUAUAGAAGCUGAGAAGAGAAGUUGCAAUCUCAGCAUCGCUAGUUGAGAACAGGAUUCUGUAAAACCUACGAGAAAAAUGGACAAGAGUUGAUAAAAACGUAUAAUUUGUUGCUUGUUAAUUUUCCAAAAACGAUAAUUUUUAGGAAAUAAAUUCAUUUCGAGUUUUGUUCCGCUUAUCACA